AUGAAUUCAUCAGUUUGGUAUCGUCUCUCUCGAAUACCAACUGAUUCAAGCUAUCGUCAUUCUUGUUAUUAUAAUGAUAUUGAUUCUCCAAAAAAUGAUCUAGAUUUUCGUUUACGAACAUGUUAUGAUCAUGCUCAAGAAACUUUUGCAUCGAAAGCACGUCUUGUUGUUCAACCAAUAACUAUUUAUCAAAUACAAAAACCAUACUAUUUUUGUGAAACAAAUAAUUAUCCAUUAAGAAUUGUUAACGAAAAUCGCAAAGAACAUUUUAAUGAAGCAAUUAAAGGUCAACAUAUUGGUUCUGAUCAUUUUGCUAAUGGUAAACAUGGUUAUUCACGUGUUGUUGCUGGUGCUAUGUCAGUUGAUUAA
Molecule: messenger RNA, 369 nt
Organism: Rotaria sp. Silwood1
Lineage: Eukaryota; Metazoa; Rotifera; Eurotatoria; Philodinida; Philodinidae
Source: the annotation of a GenBank genome assembly